GAAGAAAGACAGCCAGAACGGCGGGUGGCUCCUCCCGGCGCCCGCGCGGGGAUUUUCCAGCCGUGGCUCUGACGCCGCCGCCACCGGGACCAUGGGCGACCGAGGGACGCGAGUUUUCAAGAAGGCAAGUCCAAAUGGAAAGCUUCUACCUGGUCCCUAUGACCCAGAUACAAGAAUACGUAGUUAAUGAGCCAUCUAAGAAAAAAGAUGGACUGGAGUUGGAAGAGGGAGUUACAUGCCCAGCCUUCAGGGAAGCUCCAGUCCAGCGGUGUGCUGCUCACAGUCUACCUGGGAAAGAGAGACUUUGUGGACCACAUCGAUAUCGUUGAUCCCGUCGAUGGUGUGGUUCUGGUGGAUCCUGAGUACCUCAAAGAGAGAAGAGUGUACGUGACUCUGACCUGCGCCUUCCGCUAUGGCCGGGAGGACCUGGAUGUGCUGGGCCUGACCUUCCGCAAGGACCUAUUUGUGGCCAACAUCCAGUCCUUCCCACCUGCCCCUGAAGACAGGCCCCUCACUCGGCUCCAAGAACGGCUCAUCAGGAAACUGGGAGAGCAUGCCUACCCCUUCACCUUUGAGAUCCCUCCAAACUUGCCCUGCUCGGUGACACUGCAGCCUGGGCCUGAGGACACAGGGAAGGCCUGUGGUGUGGAUUAUGAAGUCAAGGCCUUCUGUGCAGAAAAUCUGGAGGAGAAAACUCACAAACGGAAUUCUGUGCGCCUGGUUAUCCGGAAGGUCCAGUAUGCCCCGGAGAGGCCUGGUCCCCAGCCCACAGCUGAGACGACUCGUCAGUUUCUGAUGUCCGACAAGCCUUUGCACUUGGAGGCCUCUCUGGACAAGGAGAUCUACUACCAUGGGGAGCCCAUCAGUGUUAAUGUCCAUGUCACCAACAACACCAACAAGACAGUGAAGAAGAUAAAAAUCUCAGUGCGCCAAUAUGCCGACAUCUGCCUGUUCAAUACGGCACAGUACAAAUGUCCCGUGGCUGUGGAGGAGGCUGAUGAUAUGGUGGCUCCAAGUUCAACAUUCUGCAAAGUCUACACCCUUACCCCAUUCCUGGCCAACAACCGUGAGAAGCGAGGCCUGGCCUUGGAUGGCAAGCUGAAGCAUGAAGACACCAACUUGGCUUCUAGUACCCUCAGGUUGAGGGAUGGCACAAAUAAAGAGAUCUUGGGAAUCAUCGUGUCCUACAAAGUCAAAGUCAAGCUGGUCGUUUCCCGAGGCGGCCUGUUGGGAGAUCUCGCAUCCAGUGACGUGGCUGUAGAACUGCCCUUCACCUUGAUGCACCCGAAGCCCAGAGAGGAGCCUGUACGUCGUGAAGUUCCAGAGAAUGAAGCGCCCAUAGAUACCAAUCUCAUAGAACUUGAUACAAACGAUGACGACAUUGUGUUUGAGGACUUUGCUCGACAGAGACUGAAAGGUAUGAAGGACGACCAGGAAGAAGAGGAAGUCCCAAACUCGCCGCACUUAAACAACACAUAAGACUGGACUCUUCUUGCUCUUCUCGGGUGGUUCCUGGUUUAACUCUUGUGAAUUAAGCUGCUUGUUAUCUGUUCUUCUUUUUCUUCUCCCUCUUCUUUUUCUGGGUAUUUCUUUCCCCUUCUGUUUUUCUACUUCUACCAGGAGACUCCAGAGGACUUAUGUAGGUAUCAUCAGGGAUCUUUACCACCUGGCUUUGACCCACUCGUCACCAUAUCACUGAGCCUCCCCAGUGGAUGCCUCGUUUCUGCCCUGGAGAACAGAUGAAUGGCUUACUACUCUUCUUCCAAACUUAAUCCAUACCAGGCCCUCUGUUUCUGUCUCACCUUCGAUCCCCUCCAGCCAGCCAGCUAGCCUUCAGUCUUCUCCAUGUGGCCAGUCUCUAGGAGCUUCCCAAUCCGCAAUCUUUGGAUUGUAUCUCUUCUGCACACAUUGGGUGGAAUCCAUCCAAUGGAUUUGAGUGUAUGAAUGUGGAGUCUGGUGAGGGAGAAGGGAAAGGAUUGCCAGUUUAUGUGUGUUUGGGGGUCAAAGCAGGAGGAUGGUUCUAGGCACAGCUACUGAGGGUGUAGGACGUGACAUAGUUUUAGUUAAUGGCGUGCUCGGAAUGGUCAGUGAGACAACUUGGCUGAACUGCCUUGGUACACAGAGAUGGCGGUGGCAAGUGGGGAGCUAUUCACUGGGCUCUCCAUCCUUCCACCCCCUUCCCAGUAUUUUGGUGUUUUGGACAGUGAUGGUGUUAUAACAGUUCAAUAAGACAAAGCAGUCAAACUGAUGCUCCUACCAGCAGUUACCACGUUGAAUGCAGGUCACAAGAAUUAGCACAAACAUUUUAAUACUGUCAGAACUUAGCCUCUUAAGUGAUAUGCAUCUUAUAUGUCUUAGAGACAGAGGAAGAGAGAGCUGGAUGUAUCAUUUUUGUAUCAGGGUGGACAUUGUCCAUGGUCCAGAAGAAAAAAAGGCCUUGUAUUUGAAGUGAGGAGAGGAGGCAUGUCUUGCUUCUGAGUCCCUGGUAGCAAAGGGAUCAAGUGUCUCUGGGGGAGACUUCCCAGAGGGACAUUUCUUUCCUGAAUGAGAUGUUCAUCCACCCUAUGACUGGCAGGGUUUUAAUCUUCCAUUCAGCAAUGCAAUGCAAUUAAAUUCAAUAAGCAUUAUUAAAUGCCUACUAUGUGCAAGGGUUAUAAAGGUAAAGGGAAACAUCCUCUGCCCUCAAGAAACUUAUAUUGUAGUUGGGGGGAGGGGGUGGAACUUACAUUCUUCCAUUUGGUUCAUUAGUUACUGAAUUGCCCUCAGAUUAUACGUGGGGGCUGCAGGAUGGUUGGAUCAUAUGCUGGGUUCUAGUCUCGCCCAAUUCUCUGGGAAGUCUCUGGCUGUGAUUCCUUCUGUGGCCAGCUAAAGGGACACCCAAAUAAAGAGGACACAGCUGGUCCCCAGAAGAAGAGCUAGUACAAAGAUGCAAAUGUUGGUUUUGUUUACCUCUUCAGAAACAGAAGGAAGCGAUAUGGAAAGGCAGGUUUAUUUCCUAGGACUUAGGGAGUAACCAAAACAAAAAACCAAAAAAACCCCUCAGAGACCACAUAGUCUAAACCAGCCUCUCCUCUCCAUUUCACAGAUUAGGACAAUGAGGGCCAAGGAGGUUAAGUGACUUGUCCAAAGUCACACUAAUUAAUAAAUAAUAAAACCAGGAUUCAAACUAAGGGCGUCUGAUUCCCAAUCCAUUAUAUCCUGGACAGGAAGCUGCCUUCCAAAAGUUUUCUCUCUGACUCCCUUGGGUCCAGAUUUGGAUUACCAGACCAAAAACUUAUUUCUGAUCCCCUGAGGUCAUCAUCUUGCCCACAACUGGUUGCGUUCUUCUGGGUUUCUUCUCUAAAAGGAAAGUUAUUUCAUGGGAGAGGAAGUAAAUGGAUUCUUCUGGAGUGGCUGCUCUCUUCGUCUACACCUACAGAUUCAAGCUCAGCAGUUUCUCCCAUCUUUCUUGGAUCCUGGAAAGUCUACAGAGCCACGGGGGGAGAAUUGGAGCAGAGGAUGGGAUCUCUUUCAUGUGAUCUAGAGAUUAUAGAGAACAAAACUUUGACCCUAAUACAUGGAAUCCCUCCCAAUGGAAGGAACACAAGAGUCAUCUAGUCCAGCCUCUACCCCAGGUUGAGACUUUCCCCCCACAACUUUCAUGAUGAGGUCAUCUGAUAUGGAUUGAAUGCCACAAUGUGGUGGAAGUGGCCCAGAAUCCAGAGUCAAAGGAGCUCAGAUUUGAACCCAUGAGAGUUUGAAUGUGCAGAACAAGGAAUGGAUACCAUAUUUGGAGCCAUAACUAGUAACUUUUACACCCGGAAUAAAGGAAUGGGGGAAAGGUAGGGGUAAAAGCCCACCAGGGGUAUAAUUGCUAGGGGGUGGGGUAGGGAUAAAAAAUGCAACCUUGAAUGGUACUGUCAGAAUCCAACAGAUUCUGGUGCCCUGAUAGCUCUCAUCAUGUUGAUUGAUAUAAAGAGGCGCAUUGUAAUAUAAGACUUGCCACAGAGAAUUCUGUAGUUUCUUCCUAAGCAGGAUCAGUGUAUGUUGUAGCCUGGCAGAUUACCAUCUUUUCAUCUCCUGACUAGCAAGGUUAAGGGACAGAGACUUUUCAGAGCACCCCCCAACUCUGACACCUGUGGCAUCUUCAAUAGAGAGUAAGGAGCAACCUAGCCACCAAGGCAGAUUCCUCCAGAAGCAGCCAGAAGGACGAAGAACCUAGAGGUCUCACCUUGUUCCUGCCAGUCCCGAUGUUUUCAUGUGCCAACACACCCCUCCUAGGAAAAUCCUUGGCAAUCCACUCAAGACCUCUUCAGGAAGUUGGCAUCAUGUUUAAGGCCUGAGAACUGAGCAUAAGGAGCAACAGGGAAGGAAUGGCGGACAAAGUAGAUGGCUACUUGCAACCCUUCCAAAUCUCUUUUCCUCAGCUUCACAUUAUAAGCAGCAGUACAGGAGAGUUCACAGAGUCACAGAUCUCAACAUUUAUUGAGCACGUCUUAGGCGCUAUUCUAGGUGCUGGGGAUAUAAACACAAAAGGAAACAGUUCCUGCCCUCAAGGAGCUUACAUUCUAUCAGAUUUGGCUCAAAAGCAGCUAGUCCAGCCUGUACCUCAGCAGCAAGAGUCUCACCCUCUUACCCAUUGAAUGGGAGAUUUAGCAGAAUAAUCAUCUAGCCUUGAAGGUGUCCAAUAAAUGGGAAUCUGCCACCAUCCCAAAAGUUCAUUUAGCUUUUGGACAGCUCUCGUUGUCAGGAAGUAAUUCUUAUAUCAAAGUGAAAUUUGCCUCUCCAUGACUUUUAGCUACAGGAUUGGUUUUCUCUCUGGGCUCUAGCUGGACCAAUGUCUUUUACAUGAUAGCCCUUCAAAUAAUUAAGUGGAGAAAACUGUCAUGCCCCCUCUCAAAUAUUUUCCUCUAGGUUAAACAAUCCACAGAGUCCUUAGCUAGUCUUCAUUCCCUUUCCCAUCCUUGAAUCCUGUGAGGACAAGUUAGGAUGUGGAACUGAGCAGGUCUUAGUAAACUGAUGCCCCUUACUGUUGAAGUUGAGAGCGCGGACUGAAGACCUCCUCAGUGUGGCUGGGCAUCCCACUGUGUAUCCUUAACUUCCAGGACCAGAGUAGGCAGAAGUAAGCAUUGCAGGAGAGAGGUCUUUUGGUUUAGAUGGCUUAAGAGACUAUUGUGUUAAGGAAAAAUGGGCAGGUCUUGGUUCUUGCCUUGAAGGCCUCUCUCUGCAGAAGAUUCCGUGGCUUGAGUUGUCUUUUGGUUCAUUGCUAAAGCCUGAGGUAUCCCAAAAACUGUGUUUCUCCAUGAAAACAUGGUCCUGAUUCCCAUAGACAUCUGGUCCAUUUCUUCACUUUCCCAGUGAAGGACCACAGCACCACUGUGCCAGGGUCACUGCAGCUCAUGGAUAAACUACUGCCACUUGCACCGUAUGCAGAGGGAAGUGGGGGAGGUGAAUCAGAUCAUUGAGCUCCACAGUGUGUACAUGAAUAAGUAAAUGAAAGGCCUUUUCAGGUACUUGAACUUUGAAGGAAGAUACAUAUUCUACCAGAGGUAGAGUGCAUUCUAAGCACGGGGGUAGGGAGGUGGUAAACAGCCCAGUGCAAAGGCAUAGCAAUGAGAGAUGCCAUACACUAGAAACAACCACUAGUUUAGUUUGGUUGGAACACAAAAUAUGUGAAAGAGGGUAACAUGAGAUCAGUCUGGAAAGGUAGGUUGGAGCAAGACUGUGAAGAGAUUUAAAUGUCAGGAUGGGUGUUUGCAUUUUUAUCUAGAAAUAAUAGAGGGCCACUGAAGAUUUUGUGAUGCCUUAGUUUUUGGUGGUUUGGAGCAUGGAUUGGAAAGAGGGAGAGAUUGGAAGCAGGGAGACCAAUUAGGAAGCUAUUACGGUGGUCUAAGUCAAGAAAAAUGCCAUUGGGAGAAGAGAGUGUGGAAUUUGGAGGCAGAAGCUCUCUAAAACGAAGAGGUUGACCUCAGUGGUUCCUUAAGAUCCCUUCUGACUUGAAGCCUAUGACCCUAUGAAGGAAUAAUCGGCCUCAGUAUGAUGACCAUCUCUUUUUCUAAUUUGGCACAUGCUUCUCUAUGGCCAGUCCUGUUUUAUCUCCAUACCCCUGUGAGGAUGGAGGCAGGGUUUUGUCAACCUGUGUUUUAGGAGAGAAACUUUGGGCCUAAGUUGCAGAGUAGGUCCAAGAAGAGGUGAAACUAGAGCUUAUCCCGGCCCAGCAUUCUUUCUCCUGGACCACGCUACCCAUCUCUCUGGGUCCGCCUCAUCGAGAAAUCAAACAAAAUGAGCACAACUUGAUUUAUCCUCGUAGAAGAAAAAUAAUAGGUCUUGAAAAAAGUCAGUCUAGUGCUUCUAAAUAUGUAUUUACUGACUUAGAAUCCAAAGAUCUGAAGGGCCAUCUGAGCCAAUUCCUACCAAGAUCAUGAACCCCCAUCACCAGCAUUCCUGAAAAAUGUUCAUUUUUGGAGACCACAAGUGAUGGGGACUUCAAUAAUAACAAUAGCUACCGUUUACGUAGUUCUUUCUAUAGUAUCUUGGUUGAUCCUCACAAUAGCCCUAUGAGACAGGUGCUAUUAUUAUCCCCAUUUUACAGUUGAGGAAAUUGAUGCUGAGAAAGCCCAGGGUCACACAGCUACUAAGUAUAUAAGGCAGAAUUUGAACUAAGCUCUUCCUGAUUGCAGGUGUAGUGUUCUAACCAUUAGACCACCUCACUACCCAUUGUCCUCUAAAGCAGCCCAUUCCAUUUUUGGAUAAUUCUAAUUGUUACGUGCUUUUCUCUUACAUGGGAAAAAAAAUUCUGCCUCCCUCUAAUUUCUCCUCUUGCUCCUAGUUUUGUCUUUUGGGGCAAAGGAGGACAAGUAAACCCCUCUUCUCCGUGAUGGCUCUUCAGAUGCUUGAAGAUGAUCAUGUGCUCCUUCAAGUCUUCUGAGCAUCCCUGAUUUUUUCUACUAAUGCUUUGGUGGAAUUGUUUCCUGUCCCUUCAUGAUACUGUUCACUCUGUUCUGGACAAGAUUCCAUUUGUUACUGUCUGCUAAAAUGUAACUGUAGGGGUGGUUGGUCUUGGCCAUGAUCAAUUGCUGUCAGUGAGGUCUAUCUCAUCUACCACCUGGGAAUUGGACUUGAAAGCUGCAGAGGGAAUGAUGGGAUGGAAUGCUAUGGCCACACAACAUUAUUCUUGAGCUAUCGGUAACCUGCUGAUCCUGCUGAACUUACAUUACCUCCAACACCCUGCAGACCCUAUCUCCACUGUGCAUACUAUACCAUAAAUUCAUUAGAAAGACA
Messenger RNA from Phascolarctos cinereus (koala), 7260 nucleotides. The record is from RefSeq and is a predicted model, not a curated record. Lineage: Eukaryota; Metazoa; Chordata; Mammalia; Diprotodontia; Phascolarctidae.